AUGGAUUCUAAAGCUACAGGACCUGUGACUGAGCUUUCAGGCGAUGAUAUAUACGUUAAAUCACGAUGGAAUAAUGAGUUUAAACAUGCAGAUAUCCUAGAUGAAUCAUAUGAAAGUGAGACCACGGGAAAUGAACUAAUAUCGACAGGUCUCAUUUCUCGCGAACGCAAUUCAAAUACUGCAGUAACUUCUUUACAAACUAACUCGAUGGUCAAAUUUGAUGCUACUAAUAAACAGGGUACACAAGAACCAGGUUCCCUUUUAGAACGUUAUGAUAAGAUACGAAGCUAUAAACCGGAGUGGCAUGCUCCAUGGAAGCUAAACAAGAUAAUAAAUGGACAUACCGGAUGGGUACGAUGUGUAUCGGUAGAUCCAGUAGAUAAUGAAUGGUUUGCAACUGGAAGCAACGAUACCACGAUUAAGAUAUGGGAGUUAGCAACCGGGAAAUUGAGAUUAACAUUAAUGGGGCAUGUGAUGAGCGUUAGAGACAUCGUUGUUUCAAAUAGGCACCCAUACAUGUUUUCAGCUAGUGAAGACAAACUGGUUAAGUGUUGGGAUUUAGAAACGAACAAAGCAAUUAGAGACUUUCAUGGUCAUUUAUCUGGGGUUCAUACAGUAGAUGUUCACCCGACAUUAGAUAUAAUUGCUACAGCUGGACGAGACGCAGUAGUAAGACUAUGGGACAUUAGAUCUAGAGCCGAAAUAAUAAUUCUACCCGGCCACAAGAGUCCAAUAAAUAAAGUGAAGUGUCUUCCUGUAGACCCACAAAUUAUAAGUUGCUCUGCGGAUGCGACUAUAAGAUUAUGGGAUAUAGUUGCAGGCAAAUCAGCCAAAACGCUCACCCACCACAGUAGGAACGUUAGAGAUCUUGCGCUAUGUCCAAAUGAGUUUAGUUUUGCGACUGCCUCAACAAAUGAUGUUAGAUCCUGGAAAUUACCUGAAGGCCAAUUAUUGACCAACUUUCAGUCACAAGAUAUCGGGAUCAUUAAUUCAGUCUCUAUAAAUGACGAUAAUAUUUUAUUUGCAGGGGGGGAUAAUGGUACUAUGUCAUUUUUUGAUUAUAAGACAGGCCAUAAGUAUCAAACCUUUAAAACCCCUGCGGUUACUGGUUCACUUGAUAGUGAACGCUCUGUAUUAUGUAGCACAUUUGAUGUUACUGGCACACGCCUCAUUACCGGAGAAGGCGAUAAAAGCAUCAAAAUAUGGAAACAAGACCCAGGUGCUACCGAGGAAUCUGAUCCUGGUUUGCCAUGGAAUCCAACUUUGGCUUCUCAAAGAUUUUAG
This is a messenger RNA of Kluyveromyces marxianus DMKU3-1042, 1284 nucleotides long. It is a transcript of the gene PRP46, whose product is annotated as mRNA splicing protein PRP46. Gene Ontology annotation, biological process: mRNA splicing, via spliceosome. Gene Ontology annotation, cellular component: precatalytic spliceosome; catalytic step 2 spliceosome; Prp19 complex. Bases 1 to 1284 code for a protein of 427 amino acids. The transcript has a single exon. Gene Ontology annotation, molecular function: protein binding. NCBI's taxonomy places the organism in Eukaryota, Fungi, Ascomycota, Saccharomycetes, Saccharomycetales, Saccharomycetaceae. The record is from RefSeq and is a predicted model, not a curated record.